Messenger RNA from Dermatophagoides pteronyssinus (European house dust mite), 3746 nucleotides. RefSeq names its product connector enhancer of ksr (gene cnk). Lineage: Eukaryota; Metazoa; Arthropoda; Arachnida; Sarcoptiformes; Pyroglyphidae. The record is from RefSeq and is a predicted model, not a curated record. Gene Ontology annotation, molecular function: protein binding.
CAACAACGUUCCAAAUGUCAAUCAUCUGAUGAUGAUGAUGAUGAUGAUUCUUCACCAUUAUCUGAUUUAUCCGAUGAUGAUGAUGAUUCAUCUACAAUGUUUUCCACUGAUUCUGAUACUGAUUCUGAUUGUUCAAAUAAUCGACGUCAUCAUCAUCAUCAUAAUCAUCAUCAACAUCAACAACAUCGACAUUCACAUCAUCGUCAUUCACAUCAUCAUCAUCAUCAUCAAAUGAAUGGUAAACAACAAACAAAUAAAAAAGCUAAAUCAAAUCCAAUUACAAAUGUCAUCAAUUUGCAAACAUCAUCAUCAUCAUCAACAACAACAAAAAUGGUAAUGGCAAAACCAACAGCAACCAUAACGACAAUAACGCCAUCUACAGUUGUUGAAAUGCGAACAAAACAUGAUUAUUGUUCAUCAGAUCAUGAUGAAUUUGGAAAUUGUGAAAUUGAAUGUGAAGAAGAUAUUGAAGAAUAUAAUGAUAAUGAUUCGGCUUUCUAUUCUGGUAGACGUACAACAACAUCAACAUCAACAUCGACAACAAGUUCAAAAAAUGAUGAUACAAAUAAAUUAAAUACAACAACAGCCGCCACAGCAAAAUCAUCAUCAACAGGUGAAAAAAUCAAAAAUCUAACCAAUUCAUUUGUUAAGAUACGUAUAUCGAAACAAAAAUCAUCAUCAUUAUCAUCAAAAGAAAAUGAAAGUAUCGAUUCAGGUGAUUCAGGUAUUCGUGAACGUGAUGAUAAUGAUGUUAAUGUUAAUGUUAAUGUUGUUAAUGAUGAAAGAACUGAUGUUAAACCACGUACCAGUGCUGAAUUUGAACAAUUAUAUCUUAUGCAACAGAAUCCAGCGUCUACCACCACUGCUGCCACCUCUGCCACUUUACCCAAUUUAAUGAUCAAUAUGAACAAAACAACAAACAAACAACAACAAUCGUCGACAACAAAAACUUUGAAUACGACAAAAUCAUUUGAUAAUGACCAUUCGAUGAUGAUGAAUCGUACACAAUCACUUACAUCCAUACAAUUAUCAACAAUAACACAUUUGACUAGUUUGGCAAAAAAUAUUCGUUUUGCUAAUAUGGCACAGGUUCAACAAAACAAUAAUGUAUCACUUGCAAAUAAUACACAUUCAAAAUCAAAAUUUGAUCCGGUUUUAGCAUCAAAAAUUGAAAAAACUAUUCAUAAAUUAAGUAAUGGUGAUUUAUCAAUGGGAAAUUAUCAUGGUUAUCUUUUUACAUAUCAAGGAUCGGAACGUAUUGGUGGUAAUAGUCUGGAUAUACCAACAUUAGGUAUAAUAACCGAACAAAAACAAUUAAAAAAAUGGACAAAAAUUCGUUCAGUAUUAAAAGAUAAUUGUCUUUAUUCAUAUCUAAAUGAUUGUACAAAUAUUGCUUGUUUUGAAAUACCAAUUCAUUUACCUGGUUAUUAUAUACUUGUUGAUAAACAAAUGUUUUUAGAUCAAUAUGAUACUAAUGUCAAUGUCAAUGAUAAUGAUACUGUCAAUAAUGAUGAUAAUGAAGAUGAUACGAAAACACUUAAACAAUUGGUCAUUUUUAAAUUAGUUACAUAUCAUCGUUUAUUUAUGUUUGCUGUUGAUUCAUUGAAUGAAUUAGUUAGAUGGAUUGUUAGAUUUGGUUAUCGUUUUUGUUGUAAUCCAAGUGAACAACAACUUUGUUUUACAUAUUAUUUAUCACCAGUACAUAUUGGUCAAUUACCAUCAUCAACAACUACUACUGUUACUAAUUCAAAUUCAAAUCGAUCAUUAUCAUCAAAAUGUUCAACAUUGGAUAGUAAAGAAUUUGAAUCAGAUGAUUAUCAUGAUUUAUUAACAAUAAAAUCUAAUGAUUCUGAUGAUGGUUCAACGCAAAAUCAUGUUAAAUUUCAGAAUGUAAAUUGCACAUCCACUAACAACGAUGAUAAUAAUAAAGAUGCCCAUAGAUUUAUAAAAUCACCACAUCCACGUGGUUCAAUUCGUUUUGCUGUUCGUCGCUCGGGUCAGGAUAUGGAUUUUAUUGAUUCAACGAUCGAUGUGAAAAAAACAUUGGCCGAAACAUUUUGUUCAAACACUGAAACUUUGAUAAAUGAUCCACCACCACCACCACCAAAUUUACCACCAAGACCUGCCAGUUCUUCAACAACUCAAACUAUCACCGUUCCUACAACUACACAAACAACAACAACAGCGAUAACAACAGCAACAGUCACAUCAGAUCAAAUUCCAAGACCCAAACCACGAAUAUCAAAAAUGGCCAUUAUGAAUGGAACAACAACAACAACAGUCAACAACAAAGUGCCAACAACAUUAUCUUCUUCUUCUUCUUGUGUGCCAUCAUCACAAUCAACAACAUCUAAUAUGAUUACAUCGGCUGCACAACGUUUAGCACCGAUACCAGUGCCAGAAAAAUCUACACACAUUAGUCAAACAAUACAACAUUUUGCCAAUCUACAAAGACAAAAUAAUCUUCGUAGAAGUUUUGCUCAACAACAACAACAACAACAAAUUACAACAAAAAAUCAACAACAACAACAACAAAUGAAUUAUGCUGAUUAUGAUUAUAUAAUUAAUAAUCGACCUAAACAAUCAACAAAUGAUAAUCAAUUAAAAACAACAACAACAACAACAAGCAAUAUGAAUAAUCCUCAUUGUAAUAUGCAAACUACUAUUGGUAAUCCAUUAUAUUGUCAUGUUGUUCCAAUGUUGUCGAAUAUUGCUGAUAAUUCUGUUCAUCAUCAAUCAACAAUAUCAUCAUCAUCAUCGACAACAACUUCAUCAUCAUCAUCAUCGGAUCAUGAUGUUUUACGAUCAUCAUCAUUACCACCGUCGAUUGAUCCACCACCAGCGCCACCACUUCAAUCAUCAUCAUCAUUGCAAACAAAUGAAAAUAUAGCACCAAUUGUUCCACCUAAACCAAAUCGUAAUGAAUUUAAUAAAACAGAAAAAGAAAAAGAAAAAGAUCAAAUCGAAACACCACCACCGCCACCGCCAAUAUUAUUGCCAAGACGUCCAAUAAAUACGGGUCAGCAACCACCACCAAUACCAACUACAUCACAUCCACAAUUAUUACGUUCGAAUAGUAAUCAACAACAACGUCAACCACCACCACCUAUACCACCACCAGUUUGUCCAAAACCAGAUCUAAUCAAAUGUUUAGCUGCUGCUACAUCAUCAACAACAAAAUCCAAUGGUGGUAAAUUUUUAAAUCGAAGUUUUUCCGAUGCUACAACGAAAACAUCAAAUUCUGUUUCGAAAACGUCAAAUAAAAAUCAACGAAAUAAUAAUCAGCAGCGGCGACCAUCAUUAAAAUCCAGGCAUUCAUUAGAAGAAUCAACUCAGGAUGUUCGACAAAUUGAAAAUUCAUCUACCAUCAAUGAUGAUUAUGAUGAAACGGGCAUCUUUUUCGACAACAACAACAAUAAUCAACAACAACAACAGCAACAACAAUCAUUUUAUCGUACUGAAUCGAUUGGAUCAUUUGAUGAUCAACAACCACAAACACCAACAACAAGUAUAUCAACAAAUUUUGAUAUAUCACCAACAUCAUUAUCUAAUAAUAAUAGACCAACAAUGGGUAUAUCAAUGUUGGCUAAAAAAAGACUAUCAAAUGUUAGUGCCGAUAGUUUAGCUAUUGAAAAAGCAUUGAAUUUACAUCAUUCAAAUACAAAUAAUACAAAUAGCACAUCAAUUACAUCCGGAUAAUGUUCAAUAUUUUAUUUCAAUCAAUCUUAUGUAAAACCGAAUUUUCA